Molecule: messenger RNA, 1386 nt
Organism: Phaedon cochleariae (mustard beetle)
Lineage: Eukaryota; Metazoa; Arthropoda; Insecta; Coleoptera; Chrysomelidae
Source: the annotation of a GenBank genome assembly
UGUGUACCUAUACUCAGAUAUUUGUUGACAGCCAUGUUUCCAAUAUGAAUGGGUUAUAUAUAAGAAAUUCUUAUUUGAAAUAUAUUUUGAAUUAUUCUCUUUUUUUCCAGAUCGGAUGGCACCGAAUCUCCAAUUCUCGAAGAACAGGAGAGUGCCAAUUCAGAGAAGCCAAAACAACAAGUUAAAUUUGGUGAACUAGUCAUUUUAGGAUAUAAUGGAUUUUUGCCACAAGGCGACCGAGGCAGGAGACGAAGCAAGUUCGUGUUCUGCAAACGUCCAGUGGCGAACGGAGUGAAGAGGUUACGGCAUUAUGUAGUCAAGACACCACAUUCGACGCAAGCAAUUUUAGAUGCCAACCAACAUUCGAUAUCUUACACCUUGUCCAGAAACCAUGCCGUCAUUGUGGAAUAUACAAACGAUGAAGACACCGAUAUGUUUCAGAUUGGUAGAUCAUCAGAGUCGCCCAUAGAUUUUGUGGUGAUGGAUACAAUUCCUGGAGACAAAAUGGGAGAGACCAAAGUUAACCAAAGUACUAUAUCGAGGUUUGCAUGUAGAAUAUUAUGUGAUAGAGUGAAUACAAAAAUAGCGAGGAUAUAUGCUGCUGGAUUUGAUACGUCUAGAAAUAUAUUUUUAGGGGAGAAAUCAUUGAAAUGGCAAGAAAACGGCCGAGAAAUAGAUGGAUGUACGACAAACGGUGUCCUCAUUAUGCACCCCAGAGGUAGUUUCUGUGGAGGCGAAGCGAAAUGCGGAUAUUGGCUGGAAACAUCUGUCGGUGGUGGUAUUUUUUCUUUGAGAGAGUCCAGGUCUGCACAGCAAAGGGGCCAAGUGGUCGAAGAAGUGUCGAAUGUACUGCAGGACGGUACUUUGAUUGAUCUUUGUGGAGCAACUUUGCUGUGGCGUUCUGCUGAAGGAUUAGCUAAAUCACCUAGUAAACGAGACUUGGAACGAGAAAUCGACGAAAUUAACGCUGGGCGGCCUCAGUGUCCGGUCGGUCUCAACACCCUCGUGAUUCCGAGAAGAGUUUCGCCGAAUGAGAAUAUGCAACAGCCGUAUGUUUACUUGAAUUGCGGACAUGUCCAAGGGUUGCACGAAUGGGGUCACGAAAAGGACACUGGAUCCAGAAAAUGUCCCAUAUGCCUAGAGUUAGGACCUGUUGUGAAAGUGUUUAUGGGCUUAGAACCAGCAUUCUAUGUGGAUUCUGGACCUCCAACAUUUGCAUUCAACCCUUGUGGCCAUAUGGCUACAGAAAAGACUGUCAAGUAUUGGGCAAAUGUGGCAAUACCGCAUGGCACCAAUGGUUUUCACGCUGUGUGUCCGUUUUGUGCAUCACCUUUGUCUGGAUCGCCGGGUUACGUGCGAUUGAUAUUCCAGGACAACGUGGACUGA